Messenger RNA from Egretta garzetta (little egret), 7204 nucleotides. RefSeq names its product low-density lipoprotein receptor-related protein 1. Lineage: Eukaryota; Metazoa; Chordata; Aves; Pelecaniformes; Ardeidae. The annotation marks the transcript as partial. The record is from RefSeq and is a predicted model, not a curated record. Gene Ontology annotation, molecular function: calcium ion binding; protein binding. The transcript is spliced from 45 exons.
CCAGACCCCUUCAAGCCGUUCAUCAUAUUCUCCAACCGCCACGAGAUCCGCCGCAUCGACCUGCACCGGGGCGACUACAGCGUCCUGGUCCCCGGGCUGCGCAACACCAUCGCCUUGGACUUCCACCUCAACCAGAGCUCGCUGUACUGGACCGACGUGGUGGAGGACAAAAUCUAUAGGGGAAAGCUGCUCGAGAAUGGGGGGGACGCCAGCCUGCCCCGCAUCGAGGCCGCUUCCAUGAGCGGCGCGGGCCGGCGCACCAUCCACAAGGAGACGGGCUCGGGGGGCUGGCCCAACGGGCUCACCGUCGACUACCUGGAGAAGCGCAUCCUCUGGAUCGACGCCAGGUCGGACGCCAUCUACUCGGCCCUGUACGACGGGACAGGGCACAUCGAGGUGCUGCGGGGCCACGAGUACCUGUCACACCCCUUCGCCGUCACCCUCUACGGGGGCGAGGUCUACUGGACCGACUGGCGCACCAACACCUUGGCCAAGGCCAACAAGUGGACGGGGCACAACGUGACGGUGGUGCAGAGGACCAACACGCAGCCUUUCGACCUGCAGGUGUAUCACCCCUCCCGGCAGCCCCUGGCUCCUAAUCCCUGUGAAGCCAACAGGGGCAAAGGGCCGUGUUCCCACCUCUGCCUCAUCAACUACAACCGCACGUUGUCCUGCGCCUGCCCCCACCUCAUGAAGCUGGACAAGGACAACACAACCUGCUACGAGUUUAAGAAGUUCCUGCUGUACGCGCGGCAGAUGGAGAUCCGGGGCGUGGACAUCGACAACCCCUACUACAACUACAUCAUCUCCUUCACGGUGCCCGACAUCGACAACGUCACGGUGGUGGACUACGACGCCCUGGAGCAGCGCAUUUACUGGUCUGAUGUCCGCACCCAGACCAUCAAGAGAGCCUUCAUCAACGGCACCGGCGUGGAGACCGUCGUCUCGGCAGACCUGCCCAACGCCCAUGGCCUGUCUGUGGAUUGGGUGUCCAGAAACCUCUUCUGGACCAGCUACGACGCCAACAAGAAGCAGAUCAACGUGGCCCGGCUGGACGGCUCCUUCAAGAACGCGGUGAUCCAGGGGCUGGACAAACCUCAUUGCCUGGUGGUUCACCCCCUCCGGGGGUAAGGCUCUGAUGGGACGCGGUGCCAGUGGGCUCGGGGUCAGGCGAGGAGCGCUGGAGGAGGAGGAGGAGGAGGAGGAGGAGGUGUUGGCUUGGCCAUUGACUACCCUGAGAGCAAACUCUACUGGAUCAGCUCCGGCAACGGCACCAUCAACAGAUGCAACCUGGACGGCAGUGACCUGGAGGUGAUCGAGUCCGUGAAGAGCCAGCUGAGCAAGGCGACCGCCCUGGCCAUCAUGGGGGACAAGCUGUGGUGGGCUGACCAGGCUUCCGAGAGGAUGGGCACCUGCAACAAGAAGGAUGGGACAGAGGUGACGGUGCUGCGCAACAGCACCACGCUGGUGAUGCACAUGAAGGUGUACGAUGAGAGCAUCCAGCAAGAGAACGACACCAUUUACUGGGUGGACAUGGGUCUGAGCACCAUUAGCCGGGCCAAGCGGGACCAGACGUGGCGGGAGGACGUGGUCACCAACGGCAUUGGCCGCGUGGAGGGCAUCGCCGUUGACUGGAUCGCCGGAAACAUCUACUGGACGGACCAGGGCUUCGAUGUCAUCGAGGUGGCCAGGCUGAACGGGUCCUUCCGCUAUGUUGUCAUCUCGCAGGGGCUGGACAAGCCACGAGCCAUCACGGUCCAUCCAGAGAAGGGGUAUCUCUUCUGGACGGAGUGGGGGCAGUACCCCCGCAUCGAACGGUCCCGCCUGGAUGGGACCGAGCGGAUGGUGCUGGUGAACGUCAGCAUCAGUUGGCCCAACGGGAUUUCCGUUGACUAUGAGGACGGGAAGCUUUACUGGUGUGAUGCCCGGACAGACAAGAUCGAACGAAUCAACGUGGAGACGGGUGAAAACCGAGAGGUUGUCCUGUCCAGCAACAACAUGGACAUGUUCUCGGUGUCGGUCUUCGAGGAGUACAUUUACUGGAGCGAUAGGACUCACGCCAACGGCUCCAUCAAAAGAGGCAACAAGGACAACGCCACCGCGUCGGUGUCCCUGCGGACGGGGAUCGGCGUGCAGCUCAAGGACAUCAAAGUCUUCAACCGGGCCAGGCAGAAGGGCACCAACAUCUGUGCCCAGAGCAACGGGGGCUGCCAGCAGCUCUGCCUGUUCCGGGGUGGCGGGCAGAGGACGUGCGCCUGCGCCCACGGCAUGCUGUCCGAGGACGGGGUGAGCUGCCGGGACUACGACGGCUACCUGCUCUACUCGGAGCGCACCAUCCUCAAGAGCAUCCACCUGUCAGACGAGAACAACCUCAACGCGCCCAUCAAGCCCUUCGAGGACGCGGAGCACAUGAAGAACGUCAUCGCCCUGGCCUUCGACUACCGCUACGGCUCCAAGGGCAGCAACCGCAUAUUCUACAGCGACAUCCACUUCGGCAACAUCCAGCAGAUCAACGAUGACGGCACGGGGCGCAAGACCAUUGUGGAGAACGUGGGUUCAGUGGAGGGGCUGGCGUACCACCGCGGCUGGGACACGCUCUACUGGACAAGCUACACCACCUCCACCAUCACCCGCCACACCGUGGACCAGAGCCGCCUGGGGGCUUUCGAGAGGGAGACGGUGAUCACCAUGUCGGGGGACGACCACCCCAGGGCCUUUGUGCUGGACGAGUGCCAGAACCUGAUGUUCUGGACCAACUGGAAUGAGCAGCAUCCCAGCAUCAUGCGUGCCACCCUCUCUGGUGCCAACGUCCUCAUCAUCAUUGACCAGGACAUACGGACGCCCAACGGGCUGGCCAUUGACCACAAGGCCGAGAAGAUCUACUUCUCCGACGCCACACUGGACAAAAUCGAACGCUGCGAAUACGAUGGCUCCCACCGCCACGUGAUCCUGAAAUCGGAGCCCGUGCACCCCUUUGGCCUGGCUGUCUACGGCGAUUACAUCUUCUGGACGGACUGGGUGCGCAGGGCUGUGCAGCGAGCCAACAAGUACGUGGGCACCGACAUGAAGCUCCUGCGUGUCGACAUCCCCCAGCAGCCCAUGGGCAUCAUCGCCGUGGCCAACGACACCGACAGCUGCGAGCUGUCCCCGUGCAGGGUGAACAACGGCGGCUGUCAGGACCUCUGCCUGCUGACGCCAAAGGGUUACCUGCACUGCAUGAACGGGCGCUGCGUCGCCAGCCGCUACUGGUGCAACGGGGUGGAUGACUGCGGGGACAACUCGGACGAAGUGCCGUGCAACAGUAAGCGAGCGGGCUGGCUGGCUCCCGGCCGGCCCUUGCCAGGGCUCCGGUGGCUGCCGGGGACAGGGAUGGUGGCUUCGGGAAGGUGUUGCCUUCAGCUUGACAGGAUCAGAGCGGAGCCAGGGCCCGCCACGGACUGCAGCAGCUAUUUCAAGCUGGGGGUGAAGGGUACGACGUUCCAGAAGUGCGAACACACCUCCCUGUGCUACGCGCCCAGCUGGGUGUGCGACGGCGCAAACGACUGCGGGGACUACUCAGACGAGCGCAACUGCCCGGGGGGAAGGAAACCCAAGUGCCCAGCCAACUACUUCGCCUGCCCAAGCGGGAGGUGCAUCCCCAUGACCUGGACCUGUGACAAAGAGGACGACUGCGAGAACGGAGAGGACGAGACCCACUGCAGUGAGCGGCAGGACAAGUUCUGCUACCCCGUGCAGUUCGAGUGCAACAACCACCGCUGCAUCUCCAAGCUCUGGGUGUGCGAUGGGGCGGACGACUGCGGGGACGGCUCCGACGAGGACAGCCGCUGCCCGUGCGACGAGCGGGAGUUCAUGUGCGGCAACCGCCAGUGCAUUCCCAAGCACUUCGUCUGCGACCACGACGACGACUGCGGCGACGGCUCGGAUGAGUCCCCGGAGUGUGAGAACAAGUGCAACGACUCCUUCUUCCUCUGCAAGAACGGGAAAUGCGUCCCGGAGGCGCUGCUUUGCGACAACAACAAUGACUGCAUGGAUGGCUCGGACGAGCUCAACUGCUUCAUCAACGAGUGUCUCAACAAGAAGCUGAGUGGCUGCUCCCAGGAGUGCGAGGACCUCAAGAUCGGGUACAAGUGCAGAUGCCGUCCCGGGUUCCGGCUGAAGGACGACGGGAAGACGUGCAUUGACAUCGAUGAGUGCUCCACCACCUACCCCUGCAGCCAGAAGUGCAUCAACACUCUGGGCAGCUACAAGUGCCUGUGCAUAGAGGGCUACAAGCUCAAACCUGACAACCCCACCAGCUGUAAAGCUGUCACAGACGAAGAGCCCUUCCUCAUCUUCGCCAACCGAUACUACCUGAGGAAGCUCAACCUGGAUGGCUCCAACUACACGUUGCUCAAACAGGGGCUGAACAAUGCGGUGGCUCUGGAUUUCGACUACCGGGAGCAGAUGAUCUACUGGACAGACGUCACCACGCAGGGCAGCAUGAUCCGCCGCAUGCACAUCAACGGGAGCAACGUCCAGGUUCUUCACCGCACCGGCCUCAGCAACCCCGACGGGCUGGCUGUGGACUGGGUGGGAGGCAACCUGUACUGGUGCGACAAAGGUCGGGACACCAUCGAAGUGUCGAAGCUCAACGGCGCCUACCGCACCGUGCUGGUGAACUCGGGCCUGCGUGAGCCCCGGGCGCUGGUGGUGGAUGUGCAGAACGGUUACCUAUACUGGACGGACUGGGGGGACCACUCCCUGAUUGGGAAGAUCGGCAUGGAUGGCACCAACCGCAGCGUCAUCGUUGACACCAAGAUAACUUGGCCCAACGGCCUCACCCUCGACUACAUCAACAGCCGGAUCUACUGGGCCGACGCGCGGGAGGACUACAUCGAGUUCGCCAGCCUGGACGGCUCCAACCGGCCCACGGGGGAGGGCGCCCAGUUCAAAUGCACCAACACCAACCGCUGCAUCCCCGGCAUUUUCCGCUGCAACGGUCAGGACAACUGCGGCGACGGCGAGGACGAGAAGGACUGCCCGGAGGUCACUUGUGCCCCCAACCAGUUCCAGUGCGCGAUCACCAAGCGCUGCAUCCCCCGCGUCUGGGUCUGCGACCGGGACAACGACUGCGUGGAUGGCUCGGAUGAACCUGCCAACUGCACUGAAUUCAAAUGCAGGCCAGGGCAGUUCCAGUGCUCCACGGGGAUCUGCACCAACCCAGCCUUCAUCUGCGAUGGAGACAACGACUGCCAGGACAACUCGGAUGAAGCCAACUGUGAUGAACGAACCUGCGAGCCCUACCAGUUCCGCUGCAAGAACAACCGCUGCGUGCCGGGUCGCUGGCAGUGCGACUACGACAACCCUGCUCAAUCCCUGCUCACACAAAUGACGUGCGGCGUGGACGAGUUCCGGUGCAAGGACUCGGGCCGGUGCAUCCCAGCGCGCUGGAAGUGCGACGGGGAGGACGACUGCGGGGAUGGGUCUGACGAGAAAGACUGCACGCCGCGCUGCGAGUUCGACCAGUUCCAGUGCAAGAACGGGCACUGCAUCCCCAUGCGCUGGCGCUGCGACGCCGACGCCGACUGCAUGGACGGCACCGACGAGGAGAACUGCGGCACCGGGGUUCGCACGUGCCCCCUGGACGAGUUCCAGUGCAACAACACGCUGUGCAAGCCCCUGGCCUGGAAGUGCGAUGGGGAGGAUGACUGCGGGGAUAAUUCGGAUGAAAACCCCGAAGAGUGCUUGAAAUUCCAGUGUCCCCCCAACAGACCGUUCCGCUGCAAGAACGACCGGGUAUGUCUGUGGAUCGGUCGACAGUGCGACGGCAUCGACAACUGUGGAGACAACACGGAUGAGAAGGACUGCGAGUCGCCCACCGCCAAGCCCAAGAGCUGCAGCCAGGACAAGAACGAGUUCCUGUGCGAGAACAAGAAGUGCAUCAGCGCCAACCUCCGCUGCAACUUCUUCGACGACUGCGGCGAUGGCUCCGAUGAGGAAUUCUGCUCCCACGACCACAAGUCGUACGACUGCAUGACCAACACCACCAUGUGCGGAGAUGAGGCCCAGUGCAUCCAGUCGCGGUCCACCUCGUACUGCACGUGCCGCAGAGGCUUCCAGAAGGUGCCAGACAAGAAUUCCUGCCAAGAUAUCAACGAGUGCCUACGCUUUGGGACCUGCUCCCAGCUCUGCAACAACACCAAGGGCUCCCACGUCUGCAGCUGCGCCAAGAACUUCAUGAAGACGGACAACAUGUGCAAGGCGGAAGGCUCCGAGCACCAAAUCCUCUACAUCGCGGACGACAACAAGAUCCGGAGCAUGUACCCCUUCAACCCCAACUCGGCCUACGAGCCGGCCUUCCAGGGCGAUGAGAACGUGCGCAUCGACGCCAUGGACAUCUACGUCAAGGGCAACAAGAUCUACUGGACGAACUGGCACACGGGCAAGAUCUCGUACCGGGAGCUGCCCGCCUCUUCCGCCGCCUCCACGGCCUCCAACCGCAACCGGCGCCAGAUCGAUGGCGGCGUCACCCACCUGAACAUCUCAGGGCUGAAGAUGCCGCGGGGAAUUGCCAUCGACUGGGUUGCUGGGAAUGUCUACUGGACAGACUCGGGGCGGGAUGUCAUUGAGGUGGCACAGAUGAAAGGCGAGAAUCGCAAGACGCUCAUCUCGGGCAUGAUUGAUGAGCCCCACGCCAUCGUAGUGGACCCGCUUAGGGGGACUAUGUACUGGUCAGACUGGGGCAAUCACCCCAAGAUCGAGACGGCGGCUAUGGAUGGAACGCUGCGCGAGACCCUGGUGCAGGACAACAUCCAGUGGCCAACAGGUGAACGGAGAGAGAUCCAUCCCAAAUCCCUACAUCCAAAAUCCGCCUCUGCCUGCACGUGUCCCCUCUUCGCUUCCCCAGGGCUGAGCCAUCCUUUUAGCAUCGACAUCUUUGAGGACUACAUCUACGGCGUCACCUACAUCAACAACCGCAUCUUCAAGAUCCACAAGUUUGGGCACAAGGCUGUCACCAGCCUGACCUCUGGCCUCAACCACGCCACCGAUGUUGUGCUCUACCACCAGUACAAGCAACCAGAGGUGACCAACCCCUGCGACCGCAAGAAGUGCGAGUGGCUCUGCCUGCUCAGCCCCAGCGGCCCCGUCUGUACCUGCCCCAACGGCAAGCGCCUGGACAACGGCACCUGCGUCGUCAUUCCCUCGCCCACCGUCUCCCCCAUCG